AAGUGUUUGUUUUGUGUACCGUUGUUGUUGCUGCCUUACGUUCCUCGCUUUUUGCGCAACAGUACAAUCCACUGCUCCGGGGAAUUUCUACCACAGGAUGGGGGACCAUCGGAGACGCGUUUUGGAUCUUUACAAACGGCUGCAGUACAUGGGCCGCGAAUAUCCGGGCGGACCGGACAAAUUUCGGCAACGCUGCUACAACGCGUUCAAGCGGCAAAGUGCCGAAACCGAUCCGGAGAAGAUCGAAAAAGCGAUUGGAUUGGGCGAGUACGUUGUGAAGGAAAUCGAAGCACUCUACAGUCUGCGAAAGUAUCGUGCGAUGAAGCGACGAUACUAUGAUGAAAAGUAGGUUAUAAGCCGGCUGUGGUGUCGAAGUGUAGCUAAAAAGACAAGCCUAUAUUGAUAAGAACAGUGUUUAUUGAUAUGACAAUGGAAGAUAGCGCUUAGGCAAGUGUUUUAAUGCUCACGAUUCAAAGUAGAGAUGCACACAACCACCAGCAACAAAAUUGCAAACUAGGGAUUGGGAAGAACUUUGCACCCUGAUCAUGUUCCAAUGUACAGUGAACUUUUUUGUAUGAAAAACUUGAAAGUGAAUGGUGAAUAAAUACAUCAUAUUGUAGUAGAAAAGCUUCC
Anopheles moucheti is the source of this 633-nucleotide messenger RNA. RefSeq names its product electron transfer flavoprotein regulatory factor 1 (gene osi). The transcript has 2 exons. The coding region runs from base 98 to 349 and encodes 83 amino acids. Gene Ontology annotation, biological process: respiratory electron transport chain. Gene Ontology annotation, cellular component: mitochondrion. NCBI's taxonomy places the organism in Eukaryota, Metazoa, Arthropoda, Insecta, Diptera, Culicidae. The record is from RefSeq and is a predicted model, not a curated record.